AUGCCUCCAUCUUCAAAGUUCGUUCAUUGCAUUGGGAGCCCAGCUUUUCAGCCAAAUGAACUCAUUGAAGAUAUCGAUCGCCAGAAGCAAGCCUUGGACUUUCUGCUGAAGAAUGACCUCUACAACGCCAGCCGAGUACUGUUUCAACUUCCUGAUCCGGAUACUUACACUUACCAUGCUAUGACAAGUGUAAAACUUGCCCAAGUGCAGCAUGUUGUCAACCUCGGCGGCGUCAAUGGCCUACAUGCCUGGUACCGAAACGAAGAUGGCUCACCUAGAGAUCAACCUAGUCAGGCUGACAUUGAAGCAUAUGUCUCCAUCUACAGGCCAUCAACCGCUACUGCUGCUUUUCUCAAGAACUUGGGAACAAACGCGAAAAAGGGCUCGAUAAGGAGUGAAGUGGCAGCCAACCUGGAGAGAAAGCGAUAUCUGCACCCGGGGCUUGCAGCAACACUCACCAUACCCAAAAGCAAGAAACCGCCUAGUACAAAUCCCUAUCUCGAUUUCUGGAUGUGGGCAUGUCACUCCCUCGAGUGGUGCGGCCCAUGCCCGGCGUCGGAACGUAUUGCUUCUCACCAUGUGCUUCCCAUUUUCAUGCACCACUUUGGCUGCGCGAACCCAACUCACGAAAGUCUGGCCAUGCUGAAAAUCCUUGCCGAUGGACGCGCGAUCGCGGACAUAGGGUCGGGAAAUGGGUACUGGGCAUUCAUGCUCCGCCGUUACGGCCUGACGGUACACGCGGUGGAUAACAUGCAGAGUGAAUGGCGAGUCAACUGGGUCAAUGACACCGUCAUAGCAGAUGGCGUCAAGUGGUUACACAAGAAUGCCAGUGGAAAGGAUAUGGUUCUGUUGCUCGUGUAUCCCGUGGUUGGCGGGGGCGUGGGCGGUGGCACUGAGGGAGGUUUUACUCGGAACCUGGUAGCUGCGUUCGAAGGCGACACUAUCGCGGUUGUGGGCACGCAAAAUCGAAACGGCUAUACCGGUUUCAAGGGCGUGACUAUGGAUGAGUUUAUGGAACGGGAACAUCAAGACUGGACGUUGAUAGCCAAGAUUGGAUUGCCCUCUUUUCCUGGAAAGGAUGAGGCGUUGUAUGUCUUUCAACGCGGCGAAAGAGUACCGCAACAAUAG
Molecule: messenger RNA, 1128 nt
Organism: Fusarium sp. VM40
Lineage: Eukaryota; Fungi; Ascomycota; Sordariomycetes; Hypocreales; Nectriaceae
Source: the annotation of a GenBank genome assembly